Culicoides brevitarsis is the source of this 1789-nucleotide messenger RNA. RefSeq names its product SET and MYND domain-containing protein 4-like. The coding region runs from base 1 to 1743 and encodes 580 amino acids. NCBI's taxonomy places the organism in Eukaryota, Metazoa, Arthropoda, Insecta, Diptera, Ceratopogonidae. Gene Ontology annotation, molecular function: protein binding. The transcript has a single exon. The record is from RefSeq and is a predicted model, not a curated record.
AUGGAUUUACAAGCGAUGUUUUUAAGGUUAUUGGAAGAAGCUAUGCCUCAGAUGAGAAGCUCAAACCAAACAUCGAGUGUCCCUGAGGAAUUCAAAAAGCUCCAAACUGAUGCAGAAAAAAUCAAAUUCUGCUAUAAAGAACUGCAAAAAAGCGAAAAACUCGAUAAUGAAAAUAUUUUUGAUAAAAAAAACGAAAAAAUGGCGGCUGAAUUGCGCAAUAAAGCCAAUAAUUUGUUCAACAAAGAGAGAAAUUUCGUAAGAGCUCUUGAACUAUACAACGAAAGCAUUUCAUUGUCGCCACCAGGAACUCAAAAUCUUGGAAUGUGCUAUGCAAAUCGUUCUGCGGUAUUUUUCGAGUCGGGAUUCUACCAACAUGCAUUAGAUAACAUCAAACUUGCUUUGGAAAACAAUUAUCCGGAAAAGAUGAAACCGAAAUUGAAAAAAAGGCGCGUUAAAUGUUUGGAAAAGUUGAAUAACGCCACGGGUGACGAGAAAAAUGAUCAAUUUUCCAAACAACAACUCCCAUUUGAGUUAUCAUAUCUAGCUAACAAAGAAAAUCCUUCGAUAAUUGAUGAAAUUGAGCUUAAACAGUCAGAAGAAUUUGGUCGUUACAUUUGCGCUAAGCGAGAUUUGUACCCAGGUGACGUCGUAAUUCUUGAUAAACCGCACUACAAAGUUCUGGAAGACGAUGCUAAGCACAAAUUUUGUGAAAACUGCUUCGAAUCAAAUUUUAUGAACUUAAUUUCGUGCAAAUUUUGUACCAAGGCUAUGUACUGCGGUGCUAAAUGUGAGGAAGAAGCUUGGAAACGUUAUCAUCAGUUUGAAUGCAAAGCCACCGAGUCUGAUUUAAAUCCCCAUCUCAUUAGGACUGCCCUGAAAAUCAUAACUUUAUUUGACGAUUUGGAUAAUUUGCGAGAUUUGAUUGAAUCUGUGAAGAAAAAUCCCGUCACUGGCUUCGAUUUUAACUUAGAACCUGAAAUAGAGCAUUUCAAAGCAGUGUACUGCCUUGAAACGAACAGUUCAAAAAGAAGCAUUCACCAUUAUUACGUGAUUUCGAAAGCUUUGGCACGAUCCUGGCAUUUGCUUGUCACCCACUCACCUUUGAAGACAAUUUUAAAGACAUCCGAUGACGAGGAUUUGUUCCUUAACAUCCUUUUUCACAUGUUUCAUGUUCUCGGAAUGAACUCCCAUUCAUCUGUAUUUAUGACAAAAAUCGGAAAGAAAAGUGGUUUCUUCGAUUUUGACGCGGAAACAUGUGGAAAUGCGUUAAUGCCGAUCAUGAGUCUCUUGAAUCACUCAUGUGCCCCGAAUAUCUAUCGAGUUAAUCGAUAUGGCACGUUUGCUGUGGUUGUUUCGCGAAAUAUCAAGGCAGGCGAGCAAAUUUUCGAUUGCUACGGUCCACAUCAUCAGAGCCACAUCAAAUAUGAAAGAAAUCAAAAAUUAUCGCGAUUUUUUUUUACAUGCAAUUGUGAGGCAUGUGCCAAAGAUUAUCCGUUGUUAGAUUUUUGUCGACCGAAGUUCUUGUCAAACUCGGUCACUUUGUCUGAUGCUGCUUAUUCUGUUACUAAUUACGAUCUGAAAUGGAUUCAGGAGCAUUACAAGAAGGUCAAGGAUUUUUUGAAAAAAUUUAGUAGUCAACAUUACCUAAGUGCCGAUGUGUUGAUGGUGCGCACAAGACUCAAUUGUUGCUUAGAUUAUUUGUAUGGAAAUGUUCCGUUGGAAUUACAAUUGAAGCCUAAUUGAGUCGCAAAUUUAUGUUAAGAGCAAUUUUAAUUCAUUGCACGAAGUU